AUGGCAAAACCUCUUGCUUCUUCCAACCACGUCGAUGUCGAGACGCAACACUCGGCAGCGCAACAUGGCGGAGGCCUACCAGCCACAGAUGACGGCGGCAAUGUCGACGACCCGCCGCCUAUACCGAACGGUGUUGCCAGCGCAGCCUCAUCUACGGACUCUGUUCUCCUGAACGACAAGUCCAAAGGUGGAGCUCGCACUCGCAACACCACAACUACAAACUCAUCUUUCAUCACUAUCGAGGAGACGAAUAGUGACAACAUCCAUGCUCAUGCACACACUCUGUCUGCCAGUAGUGUGGCGAACAUUCUUGCAACAGAUGCCCAGAAUGGUUUGACGGCCAACGAGGUGACUCACCGUCGUGAGCGCUAUGGAUCCAACAAGCUAGAAAGCUCUGGUGGCAUCGUCUGGUGGAGGAUUCUCCUUAGACAAGUCUCGAACAGCUUGACCCUAGUUCUGGUGAUAGCCAUGGCACUCAGUUUCGGGACUCAAGACUGGAUUGAAGGCGGUGUCAUCACAGCGGUCAUCUUCCUCAACAUCGUCGUCGGCUUCUUCCAGGACUAUCGCGCCGAACAGACCAUCGCCUCUCUUCUGGCCAUGGCGGCGCCUGAAUGCAAGGUCAUCCGCGACAAUGGCAACCUCACGAACAUCAAGGCAGAGGAUCUGGUCCCUGGCGACCUUGUUCAGUUGGUGACGGGCGACAUCGUGGCUGCUGAUCUCCGUCUUGUCAACAGCGUCAACCUUGCCAGCGACGAAGCUCUCCUCACCGGUGAAUCGAAGCCUUCUGUCAAGGACGCCGACUACAUCUCCGAUAAGAUCGAUGCCCCUGUCGGCGAUCGGACCAACAUUGCCUACUCGUCGACCACAUUGACACGUGGUCGCGGAGCUGGUAUCGUCAUUGCUAGUGGUAUGAACACCGAAAUUGGCAAGAUCGCUGUCCUGUUGCGGGACAAGCCUCCUUCAAAGGAAGGUCCAUGGCUUGUCAGAUGCGGCAACAGAGUCCUGCGCGGUAUCAAGAACGCUCUUGGUCUCGUGGGCACGCCUCUCCAGGUCAAGCUUUCUUGGUUCGCCCUGUUCCUCUUCGCCUUGGCCAUACUCCUCGCCAUCAUUGUCUUCUCGGUGAACCUCUGGGACAUUGACGAUGAGACCUUGAUCUACGGUAUCUGUGUGGCAGUUGCUGUUAUCCCUGAAUCUCUGAUCGCUGUGUUGACCAUCACCAUGGCUGUAGGCUCAAAGGCUAUGGCACGAGGUAACGUCAUCGUGAGAAGGAUGGGUGCGCUCGAGGCAAUUGGUGGCGUCACCAACAUCUGUUCCGACAAGACAGGAACAUUGACCCAGGGUAAGAUGCUUGCCAGAAAGGCAAUGCUUCCCGGUGGUCGCUUUAUCAGUGUAGAGAACGAGACACACCCCCUCGAUCCCACUACAGGUGAGCUGAAGCUGGAUGGGAAGCCGCUUGCUCUAGAGCAGAUUUGGCCAGAGCUCGAAUUGCAUCGCUUCUUUCAGAUCAUCGCGCUGUGCAACGUGUCUACUGUCAAGGCGCCUCACGACGAAGAAGCCCAAUGGACAGCCACGGGAGAACCCACCGAGAUAGCUCUCUCUGUCAUGGCACUGCGAGCUGGUUGCGGCAAGCAGGAUACUAUUCACCGCGAAGGCCUUCGACUGCUUACAGAGCACUCUUUCGACUCGGCUGUAAAACGAAUGUCAGCCGUGUACGCUAGCGACCCGAAUGGGGAGCUGACCUGCUUCACCAAGGGCGCCACUGAAUUCCUCCUGCCUCUGAUGAGGGUCAACGAGGCAACAUCGAAAGCUAUCCUGGCACAGGCAGACGCCAUGGCCUCUGAAGGUCUGCGUGUUCUUUGCCUUGCAUACCGAACCUUGAACCCAGACGAGGACAGCAAGAUCAUGGAUCGCGAACACGUGGAGCAAGACCUCAUGUUUGCCGGCCUGGUCGGUAUCUACGAUCCCCCUCGUCUCGAAUCUGCUGGCGCCAUCAAGCAAUGUCAACGAGCAGGGAUUACCGUUCACAUGCUUACUGGCGACCACCUCAAGACAGCUACUACCAUCGCCCGGGAGAUCGGUAUCUUGGCACCGCACGUUACUGGAUCUUCCUCUGCCGACGCGGUGAUGACUGCCUCUGUCUUCGACAAGAUGUCUGAUCAAGAUCUGGAUAACAUGGCUUCUCUCCCAUUGGUCCUCGCACGUUGCAGUCCUACCACAAAGCUGCGUAUGCUUGACGCUUUGCACCGCAGAGGCAAGUAUUGUGUGAUGACUGGAGACGGAGUGAACGACUCGCCAGCUUUGAAGGGUGCCGAUGUGGGCGUCGCCAUGGGCCUCAACGGCAGCGAUGUUAGCAAACAAGCCGCAGAUCUGGUCCUUACCGACGACAACUUCGCAUCCAUCGUCUCAGCUAUCCGCGAAGGCCGUCGUCUCUUCGAUAACAUCCGGAAAUUCUUGCUGCACUUGCUCAUCUCGAACAUCGCUCAAGUCAUUCUACUCCUCAUCGGCCUGGCCUUCAAAGACAACAACGAUGUCUCCGUCUUCCCACUAUCACCACUCGAGAUCCUCUUCGCCAACCUGGUCUCCUCUUCCUUCCUCGCCAUCGGCUUGGGUCUCGAAGAAGCAUCAGCAGAUGUAAUGACCCGCCCACCACACUCACUCAAGGCAGGCGUCUUCACCAAAGAGCUCAUCAUCGACAAAUUCAUCUACGGAACCUGUAUGGGCUGUCUAUGCCUCGCAAGCUUCUGCAUCGUCGCAUUCGGCGUCGGCGACGGCAACUUAGGCGACGACUGUAACCACAACCACAACGACACCUGCGACCUCCCAUACCGUGCUCGCGGUACAGCUUACGCUAUUCUCACCGUCUUGCUCUCCGUCAUGGCAUGGGAGGCGAAGCAUUUGGAUCUCAGUCUGUUCAACAUGUACCCGAACGAGGACUCGCGCAAGGGACUCUCCUUCUUCUCCACCGUCACCAAGAAUCGCUUCCUGUUCUGGGCGGUCAUGGCUGGUCUGGUCACGCCGUUCCCGGUUAUCUAUAUCCCUGUCGUCAACCGCAUUGUGUUCCGCCACCUGCCGUUGACGUGGGAGUGGGGUCUGGUGGCUGGUAGUAUUGUUGUUUUCAUCUCGCUUGUUGAGAGCUGGAAGGCUAUCAAGCGUAGGAUGAAGGCGAAGAAGGCGCGCAAGAACCCUAUCGAGGUUAACAACUUUGACAAUGAUAAGUCUCAGGUUUAG
Molecule: messenger RNA, 3228 nt
Organism: Fulvia fulva
Lineage: Eukaryota; Fungi; Ascomycota; Dothideomycetes; Mycosphaerellales; Mycosphaerellaceae
Product: Calcium-transporting ATPase 3
Exons: 2
Coding region: 1-3228 (1075 amino acids)
Biological process (GO): calcium ion transmembrane transport; intracellular calcium ion homeostasis
Cellular component (GO): plasma membrane
Molecular function (GO): ATP binding; ATP hydrolysis activity; P-type calcium transporter activity
Source: RefSeq, a predicted model, not a curated record